AUGUCUAAAAGCAAACUUCACCAUCAAGUUGAUAGUGAUAUUGUCGCAGUGAAAAGCAAAGUAAAUUUUUAAUUUAAUCUCUAUAAGAAAAGAAAGCUUCAUAUAACAAUAUUUAGGUAUUCUUUCUUUCUUCAUUCUAUCUAAAAAUUUGAAUACUUUUUAGUUUGAUGCAGAUAUCCUAAGGUUCUCAAUCAACCGUAAUGAAGCAAUUAAUUAUGAAAAUUUUAGAAAAUUAUUGAGUGAGAGACAUGACAUUGGUUUGGAUUUAAGUUUUCUCAUAUGGUACACAGAUCCUACAGAUGGUGAUUUGUUACCCAUUAACAAUGACAACAAUUUGUCAAGAGCUUUAUUAGCUGCAAAACCUCUGCUUAGAAUUUUUAUUCAAAGAAAGGGUAAGAAUACAGUAUCUUUUUAUACAGAAGAUGGAAUAGAAGAGAUAAAUGGAUAUGGAACAAUGAAACCAAAAAAUUUGAUAUCAAGUAUUCUUGGUGGCACCCCUGGAAAACCAAAAUCAUUGGCUAUAUCUAAUCCACAUGAUUUUAGGCAGGUAUAUAUUAGUGAUAUGAAUAUAAGUUAUUUAAUGUAUCAUUCAAGA
Molecule: messenger RNA, 595 nt
Organism: Heterotrigona itama
Lineage: Eukaryota; Metazoa; Arthropoda; Insecta; Hymenoptera; Apidae
Source: the annotation of a GenBank genome assembly